GCUCACCAUAGUCAAAUGUACGUGCUGCUUAUGUGUUUGUCUUGAAAAGGAGACGAGAAGUUAUUGAAAGUGCAUCUCCCGUACAUAGAAGUGGUAGGUUGAUUCUGGAACAACUCAAGAAGAGACAAAAGCGGGAUGCUGAACAUGUGGAUUUAAGUGAAGAAAAAGAUGUUGGAUCAAAAGAUGGUGAUGAUGUGGAGAAAGAGGCUAAAGAUGCCGAGGAUGAUAUGGAGUGUGCUGGAAAUGAUGCUGAACAAUGAGGUGGAUAGUUCUGAUAGUGACGAUGAUUUUGAGGAUCCCCCAAACAAGAAUACCAGUGUGGACAUCCCUCAACCUGUGAACCCAAAAGCUGCAACACUGGACAUUGAUAGACAGUGCAAUCGGAUGGGAGGAUGGAAAGAGUCAAUACUUCACAGGAGCAUUGAUGUUUCUGAUGAAAAGGGUAAGAUGCUGGCGAAGACUGUCGUGGAGUUAGUGUCGUUGAUGGAGGGUGCACUAGCUGAGGUGAUGAACAACGAAGUUUAUGUGGAAUUGCAGAUGGUUGCUGGAAGUUUACUUGGAUUAGUGAAUAAAAAUCGAAAAGAUGUUGUGCAGCCAGUGGAAUGUUCAUUUUCCGAAGUGUUUAUGAUGAGUUCAUUUGGAGCGAUCCUGCAAAUAUCUCUAGGUUGUUUGCAUCAGAGGAGGCAGAGUUGGCGUGGAGGAAGUUCAAGCAGAUGGUGGCUGAUAUACCCUCUUUUAGCCUUGGCUUCACACAAGAUCGUGAAUUGCAAGCAAGUGGUGACCAACAUGUGGUUGAUGUUGGUAAUUGCAGCAACAGUCCAUUUACCCCUGUGCAACAGUCCAUUUACCCCUGUGGUUGGAGUCAAUAAUGUGAAUAAGCAACUCGCCAACGAUUCGAGUGAACCUAGAGGGUGUAUUGAUCCUGAAACUAACUUGCAUAUGGUGGGUGGUGCAGUAUUUGGCAGAGGGUCUGCCACUGAGGAAAUUGGAAGAGAUGAUGCAUCAAUAGUAUGUGUCGAGAACGGUGGUCAUGAAGAUAAUUCGUUGGAAACUACGAGAAUGAUGUUCAAGGAUGCAAUGAAAGCUGCUUGGGAUGAUGCAGAGGAUACCUUUAAUUGGGGGAAACUAGAAGUGCUAAAGAUGUUGGCUAAUUUCUUAGAUCAACAAGGAUUUAUAAACAAGGCAGCCUGUAUACGUGAACUUGAUCCUAAAAGAAUUGGGCUACCUUGGAGGGAUGCAAAGCAAGUGUAUGAUUACGGGGUGGCAACAAUGCGUCACAUGGAGACCUACAUGGGAGAGGGUGCGAAGGGAUGCGAUUAUGGUCUGUCGAAUCUAAACCACAAGCCACUUUUAGUGCUGCGUAAGAAGUACUGUGCAGUAAUUUUACUCCACAAGGUGAAUGAGAUGAUGGAGAUGUUAGCAAACGAGUCUUUUAAGAAAGAUAAGGUGGUUAAGGGGACGAAUCUUGAGUGAAAAACUAUUCUGAUGCUCUGCGUGAAUUUUUGUUGCACGGGGUGUUUUUUUUGGUAUUUUGAGAACUUGGGGUAUUAUGG
Molecule: messenger RNA, 1553 nt
Organism: Cuscuta campestris
Lineage: Eukaryota; Viridiplantae; Streptophyta; Magnoliopsida; Solanales; Convolvulaceae
Source: the annotation of a GenBank genome assembly